This is a messenger RNA of Dreissena polymorpha, 2397 nucleotides long. RefSeq names its product isoaspartyl peptidase/L-asparaginase-like. Gene Ontology annotation, molecular function: asparaginase activity. NCBI's taxonomy places the organism in Eukaryota, Metazoa, Mollusca, Bivalvia, Myida, Dreissenidae. The record is from RefSeq and is a predicted model, not a curated record. The annotation marks the transcript as partial. The transcript has 9 exons.
CCAGCCUCCCGUACACAACGUUUUUUCCUCUGUGCAGAGGUGUGCCUCAUUUUACCAAUCAAAAUCGAGGGUGUGCUCGCGGCUACCAAUCAAUGCAAUAGUGUGAGCGAGACAACGUGUACGUUUACCGCCGUUUUCUUCUCGGUACUGAUAAUAACUCAGAGGCGAUAUAGCAAAACGUGCAACAGCGCCGCCGAAAAAUUCUUCAAAGGAAAAGGAAGCCAACUCACCAUGACGAUGCCGGUAAUCAUGGUCCACGGAGGGGCUUGGACGAUCCCAGAAAAGCUUGUGGAAGCGUCAAGAGCCGGGACACAUGCUGCGGCGCGCGCCGGAUAUGCCGUCCUUAUGCGUGGAGGCAGCGCCAUCGAUGCUGUCCCUGCAUCCAUACUAGUGCUUGAAAAUGACCCCACUUUUGAUGCAGGCACUGGUUCUGUGCUGACGAGAAAUGGCGAGGUUGAGAUGGACUCCGUCAUCAUGGACGGCAAGACGCUUGCUACCGGUGCCGUCGCCUGCGUCCAUAACAUAAAGAACCCCAUCGAUCUAGCGCGCCGUCAUGGAGAAGUCCCAGACCCCGACGCGUGUGAACGUGAUUGCGUUUACGCUCCCGGCCUCGAUCUAGUGAUUGUAAUUGUGGCCACGCUCCCUGUCCAGAAGCGUGUGGUUGUGAUAAAGAACCCGGACCUGUCGCGUGUGACUACUCCGCAUAUCCUGUUGGUGAGCAAAGGGGCGAACCAGUUCGCAGACGAAGUCGGGAUCAAGCGCGUCACCACGGAGUCAUUGGUGUCCGAGGAGGCCCGUCGGGAGUUUGAGGAUUACCAUGCCAACUACGGAAGUGCCGUACAAGACCUCUUCUGUCAUCGGGGCACCCAUCAUCACGAAACAGUGGGGGCGGUGGCACUGGACGCUGACGGCAACCUGGCGUACGCAACCUCCACCGGGGGGAUCUCGUGCAAGAGACCCGGCAGGGUUGGGGACAGUCCCAUUAUAGGCGCCGGCGGAUACGCCGACAAUGACGUGGGCACCGUGUCGUGCACGGGUCACGGCGAGUCCAUCUCCAAGGUAGUGCUGGCACACCUGAUCGUCUCCGACAUGCGGAACGGUAAAGCCCCACAAGAAGCCGCAGACAAGGCUCUCGAAAAAAUGGCCGCCCGCGUCAACGGUUACGGUGGAGUUAUCGUCCUUAGCAACAGCGGAGAACCAGUGACGUCAUUUACAACUGAGAGUAUGUCGUGGGCGUGGAUUAAAGACGGCGUCUUACACAGCGGUAUUAACCCUGACGAGGAUAUAACAGAGGAUGUGUAAUCUUGUAAUUGGAACGGUUGUAAUUGAAGCAUUUAAUGGUGUGACGUUUUUUUAUGUUUGGCGGAGUUUAACGUUUGCAUCUUUUGAUUCAUUUACAGAGAGUGAAUCGAGCCAAAUAGUUAUCAACAAAACCAGUAUUGCAUCUCACUGCGAUACAUUGUAUGAUAUAUAGAGAAUAACAGGUUACUGUCUGAUCUUGUUGUAAUAUAUCAGGCAAGGCUUAGAAUAACAUAACGACGAGGCUUGCCGAGCCGUUAUUUUAUUCGUGCCGAGCCUGAUAUAAUACAAAAUGAUCAGGCAGUAACCUGUUUUUCUGUUGAUCAUACCUGUACGUCCCCGAUUUUAAAGAAAUAAUGAAAUAUCGCUAAAAAGCUGCAGUUUAAGCGGGAAAGAAUAUGACUUUUGUUGUUUGACGUGUUAAUAAUGACAUCAUGAUCACUUGCGCUCAAUAUUUGUAAAAAAUGUAUUUUGCUGUUUGUGUAGCAUUUUGUGUUUAAAAUAUAUUACAUCUUGGUGUCAAAUUGUUUGUUUUGUUGAAUGUGAUUCGAUUUUACUAAAAAUAAUUACUUUAUAGUUGAUUCCGAGUAAUAUGACCAUCCUCCACACAUGACUGUUAUAAGAACUUUCUGUUGAGGCCAGCAUUUUUAUUUUAUUUGUUUUACGGGAAAUUUUUCAAAGAAAUUGAGUCGGGGGGAUAAAUAAAAAUAAAAAUAAAAUCAUGAAAAGUAAGCAGUCUACCAAAAAAUAAAAAUAAAACUGUCUUAACUGAUUAUUUAUUUUAUUUUUGAAAAUUUAAAAUUAAGCCAAUUUAACCUUAUGUAUACUUGCAUUAACCUUUAUGUGUUUUAUAUAUCUUAUUACACUGUUGUAGAAGCUUUUUAUAAUAAUAGUAAACACAUUUUUAUAUAUAUUUAUAUGUAAAAGCACCUUUCGCAUGUAUUAUACUAUAUUGCUUCAAUAGAGACCAUUAACCACGCCAGGUGUGUAGUGUAUUAUAGUGAUCGUUAAACUUUUGUUGAGUGUUAAUCAUAUGAUGUUUAUAACAAAUAUAGCAUGCAUUUGACUUAAAUAAAAAAGAAUUGAACACUUUUUAAA